This is a messenger RNA of Drosophila virilis, 2234 nucleotides long. RefSeq names its product cilia- and flagella-associated protein 53. NCBI's taxonomy places the organism in Eukaryota, Metazoa, Arthropoda, Insecta, Diptera, Drosophilidae. The record is from RefSeq and is a predicted model, not a curated record.
UAUAGUUACAUAAUUAUCUUAGACACUUAGUGCCAAGGGGCAAAUGACAUGGCUCGUCUGGUCUUUACAGAGAAGGAACAAAAUUCCUACGAUCCUAGGAAGUAUAAGGUAGUCCACAAGAAUCACUGGCGUCAGGUUAGUCUGCGUUUGGCGCCCACGCAGAAAAAAUGGUGGGAGGAUCCAGAUGUUAUUGUUGCCUGGCACUGUUGCGCGCUCCGACUCGGGCUCCGAAUGGCUGCCGCCCGCUUUGCCCGCGGGCGGGACGUGCGCGACGGUAACGAUGCUGCUCGCCCGCCGGAUAGCAGCACGGUCAGUCGACGCAGAGCCGUGUUACGGUGCGAACAGGAUGAACGUCUGGCAGACGCUCGAGUAUCUGUCCGGCCUGGGUCUGCGCAAGCGUUACAACUAUGAGGGCUUUGCGGAUACGCAGCAUCUGAUACGCACCCUAACCCCGUCCUGGCGCCGGGACAGUUAUGCGGAGCGGACGAAGGCGGAGGAGGUGGCUAGCGGCGCCGGCAAUGCCAAGUACGUGGAGGAGCGCGGCAUCGGCAGCGUUGCGGAUGUCGUCUCCGCCACCAUGGCCAGGGGCAUACCCAGUUUCCAGUCCAACGAUAAUCUGGUCCUGAGUCUGCAGGGCGUCGCUGCGAGUGCAGCUGCUCCACGGCGCAAACGUCGCAGUCGACGGAAGUUAUCCGUGCAGGAUGCAGAGUACGCGCUCAGCCAGGACGAUCUGCAGGAUCUGGUCAAGUGCACCUUCAAUUUGCCGCGCAUCAGCGCCCGGCUGGAGCGGCUCAUGGGCACCAAUGUGGUCAAGCUGACCGACCGCGCCUACAUGAAGGAGCUGCGCGAACGGAUCGACGAGGAUUACCGCAAGCAGCUGCUGGCCAGGAUUCGAGCGCGUGAGUUAAAAGAGGUGGAGCGUGAGCGCAUGCUGAUUAUAGAGGGAAAAUCAGAUAUAAUACCUGAAGAGCUGGCCGACGAUCCCAUCUUUAUGGUCAACAAAGAUGCCAAUGCCGAGAUACUCAAAGAGCGCUCCAAGCUGAAAACAAGCCGAGAAAAGAACGCAGAACGCCUGAAGGUGCAGGGCGUCAAAUGGGAGCGGGAGAGACUGCAGCAUGCGGCCAAGGAGGCCGAGAUGCUGGCCAAGAAGCACGAGCGCCAGCGCCAACAAAAGCUGCUCGUCGAGCAGUACCGCCUCGAGGAUGCCGAGCGGGGCAUGGACCUAUUACGCAUCGACAACGAGGACUGGCGCGAAUGUGAACAAAAUCUGAAGGAGUUCCUUGAGAACGAGCGGGCCAAGAUGAAGGAGCGUUCGCUGCGUGUGCCCAUGCCCUUCUCCUCCGAUCCGCAGGACAUACAGAACAUAGUGCGCGCUCGGCAAAAGUUCAGGGAGACGGAGCUGCGCAUCCGGCACCAGCUGGAGGACGAGAAGAAGGAGGUGGCCGUGGUGCCGGCGACCAGCGAAUUGGAGGCCUUCAUCAUGGAGGACAUUGGCGGUGGCAGCAUUGAAAUGCAGCGUGAGCCAUCCCAAGAAUUUGGUGACUAUCCGGGCGCCAUUCAAAGCAAAUACAUGGACGAUGCCUCCGAUCUGUCCGAGGAGUCGCUGAAGAGCGAGAGCCUCAUCAGUUUGACGGUGGCCAAGCAGCAAUACGCCGAGGUGCUCCAGGAGGAGAUGGAGGAUGAGUUUAAUCGCGGCCUGCUCAUAUCGAAGCAGCAAUACGAUCAACUGCGCUUCGAGGACGAGAAAAUUGUCGCUUUGCGCAAUGCCAAGAACAUUCUCGAGCUGUAUCAGUUGGCCGAGCAAAUAAUCAUGGGCGAUCCGAUUGAGGAGGAGCCGGAGGAGAUCGCCGAGGAAGAGGGCAACUUUGACGAUAUUCUUGACCCCGAUGAGGACGCAUAAAAUAUGCUGUUUUAAUAAUCGUUUCAUCACAUUUUAUUUCGAUCUAUACCCGUCUCACCCUUUUGAACGGGACAAAUUAUUCCCAAAAAAAUGGGGUUUUACUCAAAUUUCAGACAACAAUUUUCAAAUACAUUUGAAGCAAAUUACGUGAUAAAUUUCCAAAAUGCACGGUUGCAAGAUUGAAAUUAUAGUUAAUCAAAAAGCGUACAGGGAAGGGCUGUCAUCCGAUACGAAAUCUCAGCGAAAUAAACCUGUCAAUAUAAGUGUCAAUGCAUCAAGUUUAAUUAAACCUGUAACAAGUUCAAGAUAAUAAAACCCACGUACAAAUAAAAAA